AGACACAGGAAGAGGAAGUCCCGCCCCGCCCCUUUUCUCCGAGGCCGGAGCUACGCGAGCGAGACGGGAGUAACGCGGAGGUUGCAGCUGCCACCAUGAGCCUCCUCAACAAGCCCAAGAGUGAGAUGACCCCAGAGGAGCUGCAGAAGCGGGAGGAGGAGGAAUUUAACACGGGUCCACUUUCUGUGCUGACCCAGUCAGUCAAGAACAACACCCAGGUGCUCAUCAACUGCCGCAACAACAAGAAACUGCUAGGCCGGGUGAAGGCCUUUGACAGGCACUGCAACAUGGUGCUGGAGAAUGUGAAAGAGAUGUGGACUGAGGUCCCCAAAAGCGGCAAGGGCAAGAAGAAGUCCAAGCCAGUCAACAAGGACCGCUACAUCUCCAAGAUGUUCCUGCGUGGGGACUCCGUCAUCGUGGUGCUGCGGAACCCGCUCAUCGCUGGCAAGUAGGCGCCGCCUCUCUGCUUUCAGGACCCGCUCC
This is a messenger RNA of Octodon degus (degu), 483 nucleotides long. It is a transcript of the gene Snrpd2, whose product is annotated as small nuclear ribonucleoprotein D2 polypeptide. Gene Ontology annotation, biological process: RNA splicing; spliceosomal snRNP assembly. The transcript has 3 exons. The coding region runs from base 96 to 452 and encodes 118 amino acids. NCBI's taxonomy places the organism in Eukaryota, Metazoa, Chordata, Mammalia, Rodentia, Octodontidae. Gene Ontology annotation, molecular function: RNA binding. The record is from RefSeq and is a predicted model, not a curated record. Gene Ontology annotation, cellular component: U2 snRNP; U5 snRNP; U4/U6 x U5 tri-snRNP complex.